Atta colombica is the source of this 705-nucleotide messenger RNA. RefSeq names its product pupal cuticle protein C1B-like. The transcript has a single exon. Lineage: Eukaryota; Metazoa; Arthropoda; Insecta; Hymenoptera; Formicidae. The record is from RefSeq and is a predicted model, not a curated record. The coding region runs from base 89 to 361 and encodes 90 amino acids.
CGGUAUCAGUAGUCGAGUAGGUACAACUCGGACAAUCUUCGCAAGAAAGUCUCAAGCUCGUCCCAGCGACUUCCUCCACUUCGUCAUCAUGUACAAGUGCACCGGUCUUCUCGCCCUGCUCGUCGUCUGCGUCGCCGCAGCGCCCGCUCCUGGCUAUCUGGCGUCCGCACCCGCUGUCGCGUAUUCGGCGCAUCCUGCACCCAUCGUCCACGCGGCUGCUCCUCUCGCCUACGCCGCUCAUGCAGCUCCAAUCACCUACGCCGCGCACGCAGCACCGCUGGCCUACUCCGCUCCGCUCGCAUAUACCUCGCACAAUGCGCAUCUCGCCUACGCCGCACCUGCUGUCAGCUACAUCCACUAAUUCUAAGGUGGAUCAUGAUGUAAGAAUGUACAGAUGUAUCACUGCGCGUAAUGGCGAUAGCAAUACUGGAAACUACCAAUCAAAUUUGGGUCCAAAUUCAUAUUCCUAUUGCACAUCCUCGGGACUGAUACACCUUGUCUUUUUAUAUCAUGAGAUGGACCUGCAGGACGUACUUUCCUUGGGAGCACGACAAGGCCCAAUCUUCUAUUGUCCGAGCGACAAUCCCAACAACAAUUGUCUGGAUAUCUUUUUUUCUCGACAGAGAGGAAAAUAAUACGUAUAUAAUUUUUUUUUAUACUUAACGCACAUGCAGGGAUAAAAAUAAAUUGAUAUUUCAUUUAAUU